AUGCUUUCUUGGGAAGCCCCGACGUCGGUCAACAUUGACAAAUGCGAGUGCGGCAGAGGUCCUGCGCACUAUCGCUGCACCGAAUACUCUCAUCAUCGAGGGUGGUUCCACUGGAUUGAAGAGUGGUCGGGUAAAUGUUUCGUUCAACGCGACCUUGCUGAUCUGGAGUUUGUCAUUCUCCUCGGUCAUCAAGGCCGACCAUGUCCCGAAGCGGAUCCUCUGAAGCCCGAGACGGUCUCGGUGGUUGUUGCACAUGUGAACGGCAUCCACCGCUGUUCGCUGCGCUACUGCCAAUGUCCACGAGCCCCGGACCGUGUUAUACAGCUCAUACAUGCUCGUCUCUGGCCCACCACCCUCAAAUCUUGUCAGACAGCCCAUUUAUGGCUCAAUGCGAAGAUCUCCACUCUCCAUUUCAUGCGUACUUUGAAGCGCCUGACGAAUAACGCGUUUCCGUCUCAGACCAAGGAUCUAUACCAACAGUUUCGCAUCGUCAGCAGGCUUUUCUCGCACCUGACAGCAAUGAAACGCGCCGGGCGCUUUCAUGAACUUGUUAUCCCUAAUCGCGACCCGCUCGACCUCACGGUACCUUGUCUAUCAUGCCCGUCUCCCGGUUUCAACUUACCGGACAACUGGCAUCUCGUCGCGGAAUAUCUAAGCUACUUGUUCCGAGUGGCAUUCGGCAUGGACGGCAACUACUGGCUCAACAAGAAAGCGAAGAAGAACGAAGACCCAGAGACCGCAGUCUCAGCCAGGGAGACUCCUUCAUCGUCGACCACAACGAGGCUGCUAGUGCUGUUCAGAAGACGUAUGACGGCCAUGAAGACAAAGUGGUAUACGCACACCUGUAGCGGCUUCAAAGUCGCACGCGCGCAACGCGCUGGCAAGUUUCGAGGGCUUCAAUAUUCUGGAGUGUCAGCCAUUAGCUGUCGACACUCAUUCUUCUGGCGUAACAUGGUCAUCAACCUGAUUUCCGGCGAGAAGUAA
This is a messenger RNA of Epithele typhae, 984 nucleotides long. RefSeq lists its product as uncharacterized. NCBI's taxonomy places the organism in Eukaryota, Fungi, Basidiomycota, Agaricomycetes, Polyporales, Epitheliaceae. The transcript is spliced from 6 exons. Bases 1 to 984 code for a protein of 327 amino acids. The record is from RefSeq and is a predicted model, not a curated record.